UGCAGGAACUGAGGGAAGCGGGAGAUGGCGGGGAAGGAGGAUUACCGCAUAUUCGUCGGCGGAUUGGCGUGGGACGUCACAGAGCGCCAGCUCGAGCGGACUUUCAGCCGUUUCGGGAAGGUCCUCGACUGUCAGAUGGACUUUAGAGAAACUUUCAAUCAGUUCAAUGGCAGCAUCUUGCUGAAGCACAUUGUCAUUUGCUUUGCUAAGUUGUGUCAGAGGGCCUUUCAGUGGCCUAUGUGGCAAUUAUCUGUGCGAGAAAGCUUCUGCAGAUAUUUAGUAUCAGUUGCCAGAGAUGACUCUGAUUUUCUCCAAUGGACUUAGCGGUUCCUCAUGAAGGGAUCUAUGAAUGCAAUCCCCACUGUCUAUUUUUGGGUCAGACCUCACAGAACAAUAUAUUGUUGUAAAAAUGGGUAUGACACUACAAUAUGGGACGGAUAGUCUACAACUACAAGUCAUCCGCAGGAGAUAUCUUGAGAGCUGCGUAUCUGUUUCUGAUGGUAGUGGAAGUGGAAAGCUAUAAGUGUCUGGUUUCCCCUGUUCUUUUGGUUCGUGAGCUUUCCUUGUCCUAGCUUUCUAAAAGAAGACUACCUCGAUCUCUGGGUGGGUUUAUCAGCCUUGGGCCUGCUUUUGCAACACGCACAAGCAACCACAAACCUCCGGUUUCUGGGAUUAGCUGGGCUGAACUUUCAGUUCUUACUCACCUAUUCGGGUACAUGGGUGAUGGGACAUCUACCUCUGUGGCUCCUUUUUGCCGUUAUGGAUCUUUUCUUUAGGAUGAUACAUCGUCAAUUGUGCUGCUUUCUCUGCUUUAAACUUGAAGUUUCGACCAUAUGGAUGAAGCAUAUCGUUGAAGAUCUACUUGAAGCAUGAUUCCUAAGGACCCUAACCUUAUGUGGAAGCUCCAACAAUGAAUUUCAGAUAUAUUUGGCCUGGAGGGAAAGGUUUUACAUGCCUGUGAAAUUCAAUCUACUUUCAGUGGCUAUAUGCACUUAGAGUGGCACGUUGUUGUUAGUGUCCUUGCUCUGUAAGCGCAUCCUUCUAAACUGUUUUCUGUUGAUCAAUGUCAAGGGGAGCCAAUGUUGCUACUCAGAUCAAAAUCAUUCUUGCAGUUUGGCCAACAUCAGUAGCAAUCUAAGCCACAUUUAUCACUUCUUCUGAAUGCCCUUAAAAUUUCAACGGUCAGCUACUUUUUUGUUCCUUGUCUGGCUGGGUGUGCACUCCAUUGGUGUCCCGUGGAUCCUUGAGGGGAAAUUAGUGUUGAGGACUUCUGAGAUAUAUCCACUAGGACUGUGUUCACAUUGUGGACUGUCCCCGGAGCUUCAUGGAUCAUCGGCGAAUCGUAAAUUUGAAAACUUUAUAACCUUUAUCGUAGUUUCCAAUCAUGUUGUGUUUGUGUCAUCCUUAGCCGUAAGCUACAAUAUUCUAUCCUAGACCUUCAUAUCUCGGCAGAGAGUGUGUUAAUGUAAUCCGGUUCUUUGGCAUCUACUCUUAUUUGGUGCAAGAGUGAGGAGCCUGAGUAAUGAUUUAUUGGAGCAGCACAAUGCAUCUGAAGACUAGAGCUAGCACUGCCUUGUUUUCUUGAAAGUGAUACCCAGUCCCUUUCUGAUUAGCAAUUAGAUACAAAGUGCUAGAGCCAGUCACUGUUCAACAAUGCAGAGCACUGAUUUGCGUGAUUGUCUUUACAAUAAUUUGUGACAUCCAACUAAACCUGGGAAGUGCAGGACGUCCAAUCAUCUGAUGGUAACCUUUACUAAGAAGGCUUGGCAUUGUUCACUAAGUUCUGCAUGUGCAGUUGUACAGGUUGAUAGCUGAUAGGUUUAUCCUUCUUAUGGGUUUUUAUUUUUGCUUCUGUCUGAAAGAGAGGUCAGUUUGGACUCUGAUUUGGUGGUGGGCCUGGUAAUUGGGAUAAACUCUGAUAAAGGCAGCAGAACUUGAUGAAUAUAUGGGUUUUAGAUUGGAGGAAGUUGGCUAAUUUGGAAUAGUUUUGUUCAAGGGCCAGAGGAGAUUGAUUUGUCGGAAAGUUUCUUACCUGCUGUCGGACAGUAUCGUGCAGUAGGGUCACAGCACGGUUGUGUCAAAUGAUUGAGAAAAUCAAGUGAUUUGAGAUGUUCUAGCUGCAUUAGGAAGAAGAUGAUGCUUGUAAUGCGGAUAGCUGAUGCUAGACAGGAAAUUUCGUCUGUGGGAGAAGUACAUGGCUGAAAUUCCUUCCAUCAAAUAUAUACAUUUCAGAGAUUUUACUGAGUUAGAAUUUAUUGUUUGUCUGCUUGCCAUGCCUUCUCAUCAUUAUAAACGAAUUGUCUUGGAAAGAGGCACUGGUCGCCCUCGUGGGUUUGGGUUUAUAACCUAUGCUGAUCGUCGUGGAAUGGAAGAUGCUAUACGAGAGAUGCACAAUCGUGAACUUGGUGAUCGCAUAAUAUCUGUGAAUAAGGCCGAACCCAAAAUGAGUGAUGACUUAGACCAUGGAAGCUACAGAGGAAGCUACUCUGGUAGUGGGCGGGGGAAUUACGGAGGGGGAGGAGGGGGAGGAGCGGAGAGGUCCUUCGGGCAGGAUGAGUGCUUCAAGUGUGGGAGGCUGGGCCAUUGGGCCCGGGAUUGCCCUUCGGCCGGUGGUGGUGGUGGGCCGCGAGGAGGAGGUGGUCCACCUCCUCCUUUCUCUUCUCACUCGAGAUAUGGAGCAGCUGGGGAUCGAUUUGGGGAAAGGGAUCGCUACUUAGAUGAUCGAUAUGAUGGAGGUCGAUAUGGAGAUAGGGAUCGAUUCGAUAGCAGAGACGUGAAAUAUUCUGGCCGUGAUCGCUAUGUUGCUGACAGGUAUCCGCCUGCUGGGGACCGCUUUGCAGGUGAUCGAUAUGGUAGCUCGGAUCGAUACCCUCAAAAUGGGUUUGGCAGAGAGAGAGGCUAUGAGAGGGAACCAGGUCCUAGAGGGGGUGCUGAGAGGUACGGGGCUGGAGGGCCCACCCGUACUGAUGAUAGAAGCUACAGGAAUCGCCCCGGACCUUACGACAGGCCUGGUCGGGGAGGCCGGCCGUCCUCAUUCGAGCGCUAUUAGGGUCUUGGAUAUAGGUAUUUCGCUGUUGUUAAAAACUCAAAAAGUGACGUAUAAGUUAGUGUUAUCUUGUACUUAAUGAUGGUAUCUAUGUGCUGUGUGUUGGAACUUUUCUCCAUUUAGGCAGAAGAGAAGUGGAUGUUAGCUUGAUGCUUUGUUCGGUGUCAUUCCGCCUUAAUUAAUUGAUGCAUAUGGUCACUGGCCAGUAGCUUCAGCGAGUUUUUUCUA
Molecule: messenger RNA, 3274 nt
Organism: Punica granatum (pomegranate)
Lineage: Eukaryota; Viridiplantae; Streptophyta; Magnoliopsida; Myrtales; Lythraceae
Source: RefSeq, a predicted model, not a curated record